UUCCUAAACCCCUGGUGGAGCUCCACGUGAAGCUGCUCAGAAAACUGGGGAGGUCUGUGACGACUGACCGCUGGGAGAAAUACCUGGCUAAGGUGUGCCAGGAGCUGAACAGCACCUGGGCCUGGGAGCUGGAACAGAAGGGCUACCAGGAGAUGUCCAUGGAGUGCAAGUCAUGCAUCCUAAAAUAUCUAUGCGAGUGUCAGUUUGAUGACAACCUGAAGUUCAAGAUGGCGAUCAAUGAGGAGGACCCAGAGAAGAUGCGCCUCCAGCCAAUAGGCCGGGACCAGCAGGGCCUGAUGUACUGGCUGCAGCUGGACCCUGAGCAGAACAUCCGCCUGUACACAGAGGAGCAGGACGACCUGGACGGCUCCACCUGGAAGUGCAUCGUCAGGAACCGCACCGACCUGGCGGAGGCUUUGGAGCUGCUAAAGGGACAGGUUGAACCCAAACAGAGUCAGGACCAGGAACAGAACCAGGACCUGGAUAGGAGUGCCAGCCCCACACAGACAGGUGCAGGUGAAUGGAGUUUAGAUCAUAGGAGUAUUACCGAGAGAGAAUAUAUAAAGUUGUUGUCCUCCUCCAAUGACUGAAAUCACAUUUAGGCAGGGAACACUGAUCUAAUGCAAAGAUGAAAAAAAAAGGAACUCAGAACAAUUUCCCUCUUUUAAAGGCCAAAGAUAAAAGAAAUACCAAAAAUGAUAAUGAUCUGAAAUUAAUAUAAUGAAAGUCAAAUAUAAUAGUAGUAGUAGUUUAUAUAGUGGUUUAUAUCAAUGCAAAGAGUUGUCCCUGAAGGAUUUUAGUGUGUGUGUGUGUGUGUGUGUGUGUGUGUGUGUGUGUG
Notothenia coriiceps (black rockcod) is the source of this 838-nucleotide messenger RNA. Its product is annotated as remodeling and spacing factor 1-like. The record is from RefSeq and is a predicted model, not a curated record. Gene Ontology annotation, molecular function: histone binding. Gene Ontology annotation, biological process: negative regulation of DNA-templated transcription. The annotation marks the transcript as partial. Gene Ontology annotation, cellular component: RSF complex. Lineage: Eukaryota; Metazoa; Chordata; Actinopteri; Perciformes; Nototheniidae. The transcript has 4 exons.